GGGACCAUGCGGAGCAUGAGAGUAAACACCAGGAUGUUAUAGAUGACAAUAUGGGACCAAACCCUGGAAACCGUGGAAACCAUGGAAAUUUGGCAUCCUACAAAGACGAGGAGGUACACUCAGUAGGAGGCUGGGUCGUCUUGGGACGGCGGGCGCCUCGGAAAAUGACAGUGAUCAUCCCGAGAGUGGACAGACAGAACCAGAGAAUCCGCGUCCAGCCACAAAACGAGCACCAAUCUUUACUGAGUCACUUAAAACGCGGGACUCUCCGAGGGCUGGUUUUGAUGCGCAAUGAAACCCCGACGUGGAGCCAAGACAGAAAUCUCUACGAGUUGGAUUUUCGUGGUCGAGUCUUUCGGGAAUCCAUCGAGAACUUCCAGAUCCUGCACCCGCGGAACCCGGAGCGCCUGGGAACUGGAGACCAACUAGUGCUGCAGUUCGGCGGCGUGACCAAAGACUCGUUCAUCAUGGACUUCGGCUUCCCGCUUUGCCCGCUCCAAGCAUUCGCCAUCUGCUUGUCUAGUUUUGAUUGUAAGCGGGCCUGUGAAUAGCUCAAUAAAAUACC
Carlito syrichta (Philippine tarsier) is the source of this 565-nucleotide messenger RNA. It is a transcript of the gene TULP2, whose product is annotated as tubby like protein 2. The record is from RefSeq and is a predicted model, not a curated record. The transcript has 4 exons. Gene Ontology annotation, biological process: protein localization to cilium. The annotation marks the transcript as partial. Gene Ontology annotation, cellular component: cilium. NCBI's taxonomy places the organism in Eukaryota, Metazoa, Chordata, Mammalia, Primates, Tarsiidae.